AUGCCUGGCUGUGACGCCGUGCCGCAGGCUUCGCUCUGUGCGACUCACUGUGGCUGUGGCGGUGGUGGUGGAAGCAUGGUGCGAGUGUGGGGGGCCAUGGCCCCUGCCCGCCUUGUCUUCCUCUUCCUCCUGAUGGCCGUGUGCUUCAUGGAGACCUGCGCUGCUCCGUGGCGAGCACCGGGAGCAGAUGAUGACCUCCUGGAUCCAGAUUUCACGCCUGUGCCUGAGGGACAACCCAGAGGCCCUGCUGGCGAAUCAGAAUGCAAUCCUGUCCAUGAGCCUGAGGGGAAUGCUGGAGGUGUGAGUGGAGGAGGUGAUCCAGCUUCCCCUCUGAGUUCCAAGACCGAAACCCGGGCGGAUGGCAUGGGUCUGGAAAGGGGAAAGGAUGAAUCCAACAGAGGAAAGUCCUCCCAGGGGUCUUACCAUCCGAGAGAGCUGCUGAAGGAAAUGGAAGUGGCAGCUCAUGGGCUGAAUGCAGGGAAAAGCACAAAGGCUGCUGUUGGCAGAUCUGUGCGGCAGCGCCACGUGGCAGUGAUGGUGCUGCUCUCAGCUGUGCUGCUGUCUGUGCUGGUGCUGGCCUGCGUCGCUGCGUCGCGGACGUGGAACACAUGCCUUGUGUGCAAGAGGGGAGAGAGAGCAGCAGAGCGAGCUCAUCCUGACACCAGCUGGGAGGGAGUUCCAGCUGGAGAUGAAGUGGAGAGUGGAGAGGCAACGAGAGAGAUCCUUGCCCAAGCCAACAAGAACCUCAGCAAUAGUUCCAGUCCGUUCUGUUCUGCCAUCCCAGAGGCCAGAGGUGUUCAGACUCGUCUGGAAGACCUGGAGCGUGAACUCCAAGCCAUGAAAGAGGUCCGUGGGAACAGUGGUGAGUGCUGCUUCCCGUCAGAGGACAGCCCUGAAAGUGAGAGCGGAGGAUCAGCGGCAGAGCAUUUGCCCUUCACCCUCCGUUCCCUGGGACGAGUAUCACCAAUAGUUCGAAGGUUCUUAGCUCGCCAUAGCUACAAUCCUUUUGAGGGUCCCAAUGAGGACCCAGAAAGCGAGCUUCCUCUGACCGCCGGGCAGCACGUUUAUGUCUUUGGAGAUGUGGAUGAGGACGGCUGGUUUCUGGGAGAGCUGACGGAUGGCACGAGAGGGCUGGUCCCUUCCAGUCUGGUGACAGAGGUUUCAGAUGAUGAGCUGGACACAACGAUGCCUCCCGAGCUCUGUGAUCUGCUGGAAACGGAUGAUUAAGUCGAUGCAAAGAGUCCAUAAUGCAGCAACAUCCUGUCGCAAUUCUUGCCUCACUCCAUCUGCAAGACGACCCCCCGCUCCACUUGAUGUUCGAGUGAAGUGUGAGCAGGAUGUGGAUGAGCUCCUCCUGGGAAGAUCUGAGAUGACUGACAGUGCGAC
Molecule: messenger RNA, 1386 nt
Organism: Lagopus muta (rock ptarmigan)
Lineage: Eukaryota; Metazoa; Chordata; Aves; Galliformes; Phasianidae
Exons: 7
Coding region: 1-1227 (408 amino acids)
Biological process (GO): neuromuscular synaptic transmission
Molecular function (GO): protein binding
Source: RefSeq, a predicted model, not a curated record